AUGGGAUAUGAACGGCCACGGCCCCAAAAUCCGUACUUACGCCCGACGACGAUAGCCCCGAGGAGGCCCAAUUCGGAGGAGUCUUCUGAAGAGGACCACCCGGUCUUCCCGGUGACAAGGGCCCAGACGGUCACCCAGGUGGCCAUGGGCCACUUGGUAUCCCCGGAAAGCCAUGUGAGGAGCAAAUGUUCGGCCGAUACGGUGGAAAACAAGCCGCCCUCCGGAACCCAGCCUCCCCAAUAUAUGGAGGGAGACAAGCGCCAACGCGGUUUCCACGGACCCCGUGGCGAAGCUGGUCUCCCCGGCAAGAAUGGCAAAGUGGGCCCCAAAGGCAUCAAGGGCCCCCCGGGACCCGAUGGACCGAAGGGAUAUGAUGGCCCAGCUGGACUGAUGGCUCUUGUUUACAUUGACGGAGCCCCAGGACCCCAGGGCCCACCCGGAAAGCCCGGCCAUCCCGGCGAGAAGGGAGCCCCUGGCGUUUCCGGGCCACCCGGAAAUCCGGGACUAGCCGGACAACCUGGGCCCGAUGGCUUCAUGGGACCGGAGGGGCCGGUCGGAUCCCCAGGAGAGCCCGGCCGACCGGGACGCCCCGGCGAGGACGGCAAGUACUGCGACUGCCCGAACGGAAAUGUCUACCGCCCUGCCACACCCACAAUCCCACCCCAGACGUAUCAGACGCCCACCGAGGCGCCGUAUGUACCCGUUUACCGGCCCCAAGCCUAUCCCGGAUCCAAUUCAUAUAUGCAGCGACCUACCUACCAGGAGCGAACGUACUACCCACCCUCCUCUGAAAAUGAGUCGGAGACCAUGAGCACGUUUUUGAGCUCGAGGCCCGAUCCACCCAGCUAUGAGGAGUUCUGGCGCCGAAAAUAUGAGAAUGAAAAGCAAAAGGGUGGCUGGGCGCGGUGUGCGCUGCUUUGGCUGAUUCUCAUCGUCGUCGUCACCCUAAUUCUGACGGCCACCGGCUUAAUACUGUAUUUUUGCGUUUUUGACAAAAAGAAAAACCACAAAGAUGAGCCGAUUACGCAACUGCCGGUAACUACAACACUUUCCGUAAUUACGGCCCAACCAACGGCCAGCCCGAUUGCGGUGACAAAUCGGACUUUAACUCUCCCCUACCCGGAUGCGCUCAAUUCCAAGCUUCAGCCGUAUUUCUCUACGACAAGCCGAGCCGUCUACCUGCUGCACGACGUUACGAACGGGCAGGUCGCCUACUUUGCGAGCGAUGGGAAUUUGGUCACGAUCCGCCAAUUCCAAGGGCUCCAAAACCCGGCCUGUGCGAUCUGUCAGCUCUACUUUUUGGAUGCUGACUGUGAUCAGCCCCCAAAAAGCUGUGAUCAACGCGAUGCCGUCUAUUGUUGUGAGGGCUGCCAGCAGGCCAGCAAUUCGGCGUAUUGCAACGUUUUUGGCGACAAUUCGACAAUCUCUGGCCCAAGCCCCUUCAACGCCGGCGUUUAUCUACCCAUUUCGAGCGCGUCCAACUCGACAAACUAUAUAUUUAACACGAAAGCCAAAAUUUCCGGCGAUACCGGACUGCGCUCCUACUUCUAUACCACGAGAAAUGGGGCGCCUGACCUAAAAACCGACGCCUCAAACCAAUUCGAAUUUGGCGAGAAUUUUGACACGCUGCAAGUGCUCGCUAGGGAUUAUCAGUCGCAACUAAACACCGAAAGGCUAUUUUGGCGAGCGGCCGUGACGAGCCGAAGCGCUCUAGAUGUCUUAAUUACGAUCUCAACGGCCUUGGCCGAUCAAUCAGCCUCUUUCUCUAAAUGUCGCAUACCCGCAAACGCCGAUUCAACCGUUCAACUGCAGCUUUCUGGGCUAAACAAUUACCUACAAGUCACCGUUAUUCUGCAGGAUACCACCACAACCUCGAUUUGGGCGUGCCUCGGCGCCGUCGCCUCCAACUACGCCCCAGACCCAAUAUUGCUAACCACACAGCCAAAAGCCCAGAUACGCUCCGUCACUACGUCCACCACUUCCGAAGUAUUGGUGCUCGGCCAGAGCUCUCAUCUAACAAUAUUCAGCGUCAAUUUUUUCCAA
This is a messenger RNA of Mesorhabditis spiculigera, 2043 nucleotides long. The record is from the annotation of a GenBank genome assembly. Lineage: Eukaryota; Metazoa; Nematoda; Chromadorea; Rhabditida; Rhabditidae.